AUGUUAUCGGCAAAAGCUCACUUUGUCUUUUGGGCACUCUCCUUCAUCUCUGUCCUAGCGCAGCCGCUCCGGCCUUGGCUCCAAAAGCUAUUCGAAGCCGACGACGAGGUGCAGGGCAUCUUUAAGCAUGCAGUUGUCUACUACGGCGUCUGGCUAUGCUUCUACAUUGUCGAACUGAGGACGCGGCCGCCUCUUCACGGGAUGCCGCCCCGACACGAUCGACGGCCGCCGGGCUUGGGAUGGUAUCCUUGGGUUGUUGGAGGAUGGGCCUUGAGGAACAGGGAUUGGCUUUUUGAACUUGGCACGGCGCUCAUGUGUUUGAUUGUGGGGGAUGCAGCGUUAUGGGCGAGCGGCGUUGAGGAGGAAGAGGAGUGGGUUAGGGGGAAGAUUGUGAGGGUGUUGGGGACGUAUAUGUAUCUCGGGACGGUUGAUCCGGUUUGGCGAAACCAGCUGGGGCACGAUAUGAUGCUCUUUUCGAACGCCGUGCUGGAGCUGGUGUUUCGUAACGCGCUGGUCUCAACUGCAUCCAUUGGGGCGCUGGCUAUUACGGUGGAAACUGCAGCGUUUGUCUAUACAGGGGAGCCAUUUGAUGUUUUCGAGUUUUGGUUUGGGGGGGCGACGAGACCGCACCAGAUCUUGGUCCUGGUAUUGCUUCUGGCGCCUUUCACGGACCUGGCAGACACGGUGAUCUAUAUGGUUCUCAGGAGACACGACUACCAGGAAUACGUGGAGCAGAUGAACGAAUUGAUUCGGCUACGGUCUUUCUCCGUGGUUGUGGAGAGAUUUUGGGUGAUGUUUUGGUUGUCGGUGAUGUAUUACGUGCUCGUGGUUUUCAGUGUGAUGAGCUUGUUGUGGGAGAUGGCUGGAGAUGGUAUUUGGGGAAACUUUUCAAGCUGGAUUGGUGUUUGGUAG
Messenger RNA from Trichoderma aggressivum f. europaeum, 912 nucleotides. RefSeq lists its product as uncharacterized. Lineage: Eukaryota; Fungi; Ascomycota; Sordariomycetes; Hypocreales; Hypocreaceae. The record is from RefSeq and is a predicted model, not a curated record. The coding region runs from base 1 to 912 and encodes 303 amino acids. The transcript is spliced from 3 exons.